Molecule: messenger RNA, 2202 nt
Organism: Beta vulgaris subsp. vulgaris (sugar beet)
Lineage: Eukaryota; Viridiplantae; Streptophyta; Magnoliopsida; Caryophyllales; Amaranthaceae
Exons: 10
Coding region: 242-1705 (487 amino acids)
Source: RefSeq, a predicted model, not a curated record
GUUCAAAAUGGUUAUGAUUUAGGCUUUUCUCCCUCUAACAUUGAAGCAAUUUAGAAAAAACAUGGUUAAGCACUUCAGCAUUUAUGAAGUACUACCAAUUAAACUUAAAUUUUCCGCCAAAUAUGUGUGUUGAGUGUGUCGAAUCUUGCAUAAUUCCACAACUUUGAAGCAUUUCAACUUUCAAGUUUUACAGAAGUCCCGCCUCUCAUUCGAACUUUGCAACUGAAGGUGGCCAGUAGCCAUGGCUACCGGCGUUCUCUGCCUGCUCUUUCUUGCAUUCGCCUGUUCACCAUCCUUCGUCUUCUCCGAUGACCUGGCUUUAGUUGUUGGUCAGUCUACUGCACUGCAGAUAGUCCCAAGUUUGCUCGUCAAAAAUUCACCUGGUGUUAAGCCCGGCGUCAAUGUUCUUGCUGAAAGAGUGCAUAUAUAUGGUUUGUCAAGAAUGAAAAAUCUCAAACGAUUUUCCCAUGCUGUGACAGUGAAAGUCUUGCACCUGAAUUCUAGUCUUCGCCAACCAACUUUUGAGAUUUGUUUCCACAGGAAUCUGUCUCUUGGGGUAGGAAUGUGCUCCCCAAGUCAGUGGCAAAGGGUUUCUAAGGGCUCAUGGGCUCAACGGAUGUCACCCUUUGACCACAAGCUUUUAGAUGUACGAAUGGCUAGUUCAUCAUUGGAAACCCUUGAGUUGAUCCUUCAAGAAGACUUCUCUUCAUAUCGCAUUGUGUUUCUGAUCCUGGGUACGCUUUUGAUUACACUGGCUCCCACAUUCAGUGAGUCUUUGAUAUUCUAUUAUAGCAGUGCUAUGGCUGUGGGGAUCGUCCUUGUGGUACUAAUUGUCCUUUUUCAGGGAAUGAAGCUUCUUCCUACUGGUCGAAGAAAUUCUCUUGCUAUCUUUAUGUACUCGACUUUUAUUGGCGUCGGAUCGUUUUUGCUCAGUUACUUGCCACGUUUGCUGCGCACAAUGCUUGCGGAGAUGGGUGUCAGCGAGGACAUGUACAAUCCUCUGGCCACUUUUUUGUUGCUGUUUAUUUCACUUGCUGGAGCAUGGUUGGGCUUUUGGGUUGUUCGGAAAUUAGUUCUCACUGAGGAAGGAUGUAUUGAUACAACCGUAUCUCAAUUUGUGGCCUGGUCAAUCCGGAUUUUCGGUGCUGUUAUGAUUUUGCAGUGUACUUUGGAUCCUCUGCUGGCUGCAGAAGCAUUGGUUUCUGCUAUUUUGAUAUCAUCAAUUUUGCGUAAGGUUAUCAAACCAAGAUUUCUACGCCGACUUUACAGGAAAUUACGAAAAGCUGCUGCAAGAAGUCACCAGAAAGUGAGGGGUCAUGAUUCAUCUCCAACAGUUAGAAGAAGUGUAGAGCAUGUGAGCAGUUAUCAAAAUCCUCAAGAUAUGUUUCUCAGUCCUCCAUCCAGAUGCACCGCACGAGCUGCCUCCUAUUCUCCAGUCAAAGGACGAUCCAAGAAAACUCCUCCGCCUCCUACAGAAUCUGACACCUUCUUCUCUACCUAUCAUAACACACCACAAAGGAGGAACUUUUCUGAUAACCAGUGGAAAUCAUUGACCAAAGAGUGCACAAAAAAGGGACUGGAAGAACUGGUUUCUUCUCCUGAAUUUAAUAGAUGGGCUGUAGCUCAUGCUGAAAGAAUCACAUUAGCUCCGAUUGAGAAGGACCCCAGUGCAACUAGGCGUAAGUGGUUUUUCUGGUUCAGAUAGGUCGGAGGACUUGAAUUAAUUUGACGAUCAUGGAGAAUAUUUUCUCAAAUUCAGAAGCAGCUAACUGUGUGGUUUUUUUUCACAACAGCCGGUGAGAGUAUUGAAAGUUAUGGAGUCCAGAAUAUCUUCUUAAGCACUGAUGUCCUAAAUUCUGCACAUAAUCUGGUAGUAUGUAGUUAGUUUUGUUAAUAUGGAAAAGCUUAAUGAAGAACAUGCUCACCAGUGGAAAUGAGAGGAUUUUGUUUGUGGUCCACGAUCGCUAAAUGGAUUUAUCAAAUUAUGCCCCCUUCUUACAUGUUCACCAUGAAUUCUUCUCCAUUUAGCCGUAAUCCUUGGAGUGUGUUGUGUACAAUAGGAUAGGUUUGGCACUAUCUCUAAUUCUAAGUCUUGAGACUUGUGUAAUGUUUAACAAUGGUUUCUUUUCCUACGAUUGACAUAUUUACAUGUCUAAGACUGAGUAGAAGAAACUAGAAAGUUCAUAUUGUGCACUUAAAAUA